AUGGAAACCACUUUCAAGUUCCUUAUUUCCAUAAUCUUCAUUACUCUUGUUAUCAAAGAAUCAUGUAGCUGUGAAUUGAACAGCCUUCAAAUUGUCCAAGAAAACACUGGGGCACUAGAACAAGGCAAACCUGUAUGGAAGGUAUCAGUUAUCAACAAUUGUGAUUGUGGACAAAGCCAAAUAUUUUUGUCUUGUAAAGGGUUUCAAAGUGUUGUACAAAUUGAUCCAUUAGUUCUUAAAGUGCAAGGUGAUAAUUGUCUCUUAUUCAAUGGUCAUCUCUUGAGUUAUAAAGAUAUAGAUUCAUUUGAAUAUGCAUGGGAUACAUCAUUUACUUUUGCUCCUGUAAGUGCUGUUACAAGUCCUCCUCCAUGCCAUAGCCCAAAGUGA
Vicia faba (fava bean) is the source of this 387-nucleotide messenger RNA. NCBI's taxonomy places the organism in Eukaryota, Viridiplantae, Streptophyta, Magnoliopsida, Fabales, Fabaceae. The record is from the annotation of a GenBank genome assembly.